Corticium candelabrum is the source of this 567-nucleotide messenger RNA. RefSeq lists its product as uncharacterized. The transcript has a single exon. The record is from RefSeq and is a predicted model, not a curated record. NCBI's taxonomy places the organism in Eukaryota, Metazoa, Porifera, Homoscleromorpha, Homosclerophorida, Plakinidae. The coding region runs from base 1 to 567 and encodes 188 amino acids.
AUGGAUUGGAACUCAUUGUUUCAAGUCCAGGGAGAGAAGCGUCCUAGUAUAGUUGAGCGGUUUCCUACACUAUUUGGUCCAGGAGUCGGUACCUUGAAAGUAAGUCAAGUCAGGAUAACACUGAAAGAGGGAGCUCAAUCGAAGUUCUAUAGAUCCCGUCCUGUACCGUACGCGUUACAAGAGAAAGUGGACAGUGAGCGAUCUCGGUUGCAAAGUGAAGCCAUACUGAGACCUGUGGAAAGCAGUCAGUGGGCCGCGCCCAUAGUACUAGUCUGGAAAGCAGAUGGGACUGUGCGUCUGUGUGGAGAUUACAAAGUGACAAUUAAUCCUUAUUUAGAGAGCAAUCCAUACCCUAUGCCUAAUCCUAAAGAUCUGUUUGCCACACUAGCAGGAGGAGCCAUAUUUUCAAGGCUGGAUAUGAAACAUGCUUACCAACAGUUGCAAGUGAAGCUAGACAGCCAAGAAUAUCUGACCGUGAAUACCAGUAAGGGGCUGUUCGCUUACGUAAAAUCAAAUACCGUUUGGGAUCAGCACAGCAUCCAGCAUCUGGCAGAGAGAAAUGAAUAG